Messenger RNA from Exaiptasia diaphana, 1634 nucleotides. RefSeq names its product serine/threonine-protein kinase SMG1. Gene Ontology annotation, biological process: phosphorylation; nuclear-transcribed mRNA catabolic process, nonsense-mediated decay. The record is from RefSeq and is a predicted model, not a curated record. Lineage: Eukaryota; Metazoa; Cnidaria; Anthozoa; Actiniaria; Aiptasiidae. The transcript is spliced from 15 exons. Bases 165 to 1619 code for a protein of 484 amino acids. Gene Ontology annotation, molecular function: protein serine/threonine kinase activity.
AUGAGAUAAAAACAGUACUAUUGAAUGCGCUAUCAAAGAUCAUACAAAAUGAAGGAAGUCAUCAGUGUUUUGCAGAAAUUGUUGUGAAUGUGAUCAGUCUUCUUCAGAUUAUUCUUGAAAAUGUUGAUUCUCCAGAUUUGCUCUAUGCUGUACUUAGUGUCAUUAUGCCUAUUGCAACUGAUUUCCCACAAGCAUUUGCAGGCUACUUCAGGGAUACCGUAGAUAUACUAGUKGGAUGGCAUAUCGAUACUUCUCAACAAGAAUCACUAACUAGGCAUACAUCAGAGUGUUUGAUUCAGCUUCAUCCRUACUGGGCAUCCGACAUUGCCUUUUCUUUGACAUUAUUGGGACAAUUUCUGGAAGAUAUGGAGGCCUAUGCUGAGGAGUUAAGCAUGGUUCUUGUAACAUCACCAUAUACAUCAUUACCAAAACUAACAGCACUUGUAAGAGUUCUGAUGACUGUCAUCAAUGGUAUCGGGGAGUACUUCUCUCCAUCACAAACGCCAGCAGUUACCAUACCAUAUAUUACUGAYAUUGUCCAGAGAAUUAUCCAUUGCAUUAGCCUAUCGGGAUUUACAUUCUACUAUGAGGAACUUUUUAUUGUUGGAAACCAGUGUCUUAGCUCAAUGUGUAAAUCAUUACAAGUUUACUUUGCUGGCUGCUGCCACCAGACUGGAGUGUUCAUCUCACAGCAGUUACAAUCAUGUCCAACACCAACAUAUAGCCAUAUCAUGGCUUUGUUAUCCCUUGCUGACCAGCACCAUUACUGUUGUUUCCAGAUACUUUCAAAUGUCAUGAAGAUCUUUCAAGGUUUUCUAGGAAUUCGUGAUGUGCAGCUGAUGGAGGAAGCUUACAGCUUAACUGUAACAGAAAUGACAGAACAAUUCAACCAGCUCAAGAAAAUAACCUGUGUUACACAAGAUACUGAAGAAAACACCACUGACGAUUUACCAGUAGUCACAGAACCAAUAUCCACAGGGAACCCAAACGAAUCUCCCAUGGAUAUCACAAAUGAACCUACAACAACUCAUCCUGUUGCUAUGGAAGCCAAUUCAGUUGCCAAGCAACCAGGAGAUACUCCAGGAAGUGAUCCAGGCAUUGAGAAUGAAAGAAUAACGGAUAAAGCACAUGAGAUCCAGACAAUUUUGAUAUUUGAUUUAUGYGCCUUGUCUGAGAUUGCAACAGCAAAGUCACCAAUCAUUGGGUUGUGGAAGCUAACUCCAUCACUGUUUGAACUUCUAACUGUCCAUACAAGUGCCUGUGAAUGGACUAUUGCAAGAUGCUACCCAGCUGUACAAUACACCAUCUUACAUGCACUAUAUUCUCACUGUCAAAGGAAUACCCAUUUCUUGUCCAGUGUAAAGGACUUGAUCAGAAACCCAACCAACCAAAACGGCAGCAUGAGCUUUAUUCUUGGUUUAUUGUCAAAACUGUUGGUCAAUUCAAGUUCAGGACAAGAUACCAGGAGGUUGUGUUUGGUGUGGGCUACCGAAAUACUAGACUUAAUCUUCAAAUCAGGACCAGAAAUCACAACCAGAGUUCAAAAACACUUUAAUUUUGAUGUUCUUGGAAACAGUCUUUUGCCAUUGAGUAAGUUAUUUCCCAAUUUUGCAAUGUAAAUGGAUGAUUGAAAG